Molecule: messenger RNA, 1277 nt
Organism: Stylophora pistillata
Lineage: Eukaryota; Metazoa; Cnidaria; Anthozoa; Scleractinia; Pocilloporidae
Source: RefSeq, a predicted model, not a curated record
UUCGACAAACCUUUGUAAGACUGUGGCGAAAAAGAUCCUUCAUCGGACAGAAGAUACAAAUCUCCAUGCUCUCUUAGAAAGACAUCUAUCGCCUUAAAGUGAGCAACCUCAGGACUAGCGAUUUAUUUUAGAAUGCCAGCUUUUAAAGUCAUCGUCUUCUUUUUGGUUCUUUUGGCGAUGUGCAACGCUCGACGAUCCGAAUUCACGGAUGAGGACAGCGCUGUAAGUGAGCUCCAUCAGCGAGGAGACGCACUUGAUGAAACGAGGAAACAGCAAAACAGCGUGGAGGAGGAAACGUUAAACACAGAAGCUGAUGACAUACAGCAUCUUCCAGAAUCCCACAGCAAUAAAAGGAAAGACGAUUUUCCCGGAAUGUUGGAAAGAUCUACUGAGUAUCAAAACCAGGCGCAAAAAAUUGGCAACGAUUUACCGUUUGGUCCCGAGCAGGAGGAUGAAUCGGAAGAUCAUUAUCAAGACGAGAGUCCAUCGGUCUUUUCAGCACGGAACAAGGCGGAACGACGAGAAAUUAUUUACGGCCCUGGUCUUUGGGAUAGGGGAUUGGAUAACAGGCCCCCGGGUCUUUGGGGACGGGGAUUAAGUAACAAGCCCCCAGGUCUAUGGGGUAGAGGAUUGGAAAACCGUCCUCCGGGUCUGUGGGGGAGGGGAUUACAGAACCGUCCUCCAGGUCUUUGGGGACGUGAAGUUAGAGGAAGUUCAGCUCUAGGCCUUAGAAACGCAAAUAAACCCCCAGGACUCUGGGGUCGGGGAUUGCGAAGUAGUCCCUUAGGUCUUUGGGGACGGGAGCUCAAUAAUAAACCUCCUGGACUCUGGGGUAGGGGAUUGCAAAAUAGACCCCCGGGACUUUGGGGUCGGGAAAUUGAAAAAGUCUCUAAAGCAUCAAAAAGGGAACUAAUUGGCGUAAAAAGCACGGAAGAAGACGGAAAUGAAAGCAAAGAAGAUAUUCAAGAAUUGAAAUGAAGUGAUAUGUUUCUCUCGAAUGAAAAUUAUAAUCUGGGCAACGGUGACAACUGAACUUUAGAAUUUCGUUUCAUUAAGGUGUGAAUGAAAUGUUUUGUUUAAAUUAAAUCAAAGUUGUGUUUAAAACUAUCUAACGAACAAAAAUAAGCAGUCAAACAAGGCUAGUUCCUCAUCAUUUACAAACUGUAGUAUAGAAAAGCCGUCCCCACUCUUGUAGAAUCACAUUAGAUUCGGAGUUAUCUAUAAACUGUACAAAUUUCAGUCCAAGUACAAAUAAAUGACAACUUACACUAAUCUAA